AUGUCAAACUGGUCCUGUGGUCGGAGUCUGACGCAGUCACAACGUGAACGCAAGAGAGAGCGGGACCGGGUCACGAAACGCCGCAAGAAGGAAGCGGUCGACUUUUCCGCAAAGAUGCUCCAUGCAGAGUUGGCCCACCUGAGAAGCUCUCUCAAGAGCGUCAUGGGUGCGAUGGGUUGCACCGACCCUUCGACCGUGGUAGCCUGCGACAAUGCCAGAAUUCACGAGACAAUGUCCCCGUCUCAGCAGUCACUGAAUCCCUGGACUGGUCAAGAUGUGGGUGAACCGUUGCGGGACGAUCUACUUGCACCGUCUGAUACCUCUUCGUGGUUAAUUGCGGAUACUGUUCUUCCAGCGCAGCCGCUUCCAGAGCAAGGCAGUCUUUUCGGUAAAACGUCAUGCGCGGUGGCGCCGUCCCUACAUUUACCGGCUCAUCCUUCACCAGACCGAGUACGCCUGACGCCGGGCGAGCACAUCAAGUACGAGUUCGGCAACGAAACGAGUACCUUUCUUUUGGGACGAUUCAAUACCGCCUUUGAAGGCAUUUACAAUAUCGAUCGUGGCCUGGUUUGUCUGGACGACAGACUCAAUCAGAACGCCCUGAUCCGAGGGGUCCUUCGAGGUUGGGAUAGUCUACAGCCUCUAGCGCGUCGCUGUCCUCUGUGGGACGUUCUUCGCAACAUUGACGAAGGUCUUUUUCUCCUCAGCGAAGUCACAACGAGACUCUCCAUGCUUCGUGCUGUCCAUUUUAUGUUACUGGUACGGAUUGUCGAAGAUCGCAAACCUAAGACCUCCACCCUAACUCUCCUGCAGUUUUUCAUCGGUCUGUGGACCUGUAAUGAUCUUCCUCCCUGGUACCGGCCAAGGCCAGGACUUCGAGAACGUUUCACCUUUGCCGACCCACAGCUAUUGAACAAUAAAUUUUGGAAGCUUUUUGCCCUAUCGUUCCGGCUUCACUGGCCAUAUGAGUUGGGCGACAUCUUUCGCCUAGACGAAACCGGUCUUUACCAAUUUUCGGGUCUGUACGAAAAGACGUUUCGAGACAUCAACACAUGGACCAUGGACUGCGAAUUCUUCCAAGCAUUUCCCGAAACGUACGACGACAUCAUGCCGUACGGGGGCAUCCCACCAAGCAUCGACACCAUCCUCAAAGACCACAAGUUUAGGGCGAUGCUCCAGUCUACGCUCCAACGUCUGCAUUAUGAGGAGCAUGCCAAAAAGGACGGCGGCCAUCUCCCGCGGUAUCUUCCACCUGCUGAAUUCAACAGCACAGCAAGUGCACAGAUCACUCAGGAUGUCUAA
Messenger RNA from Fonsecaea pedrosoi CBS 271.37, 1302 nucleotides. RefSeq lists its product as uncharacterized. The transcript is spliced from 2 exons. The record is from RefSeq and is a predicted model, not a curated record. NCBI's taxonomy places the organism in Eukaryota, Fungi, Ascomycota, Eurotiomycetes, Chaetothyriales, Herpotrichiellaceae. Bases 1 to 1302 code for a protein of 433 amino acids.